AACUCAUCCAUCAAAGCUUUCCUCCAAUUCUAGCAAAUCAAUCCCUCAAGCUACCUCACAAUGUCCGAAUUUCCCAUCAUUUUCAACAUCGACGGCUCCAGCCGCCACGAGCUGCUCCUCAUCUCGCCCUCGACCUCCCUUUCCGACCUGGCCUCCAAAAUCGAGAGCACCGCCUCCAACUCCGUCAACUGCGAGGAGUUCAUGGCCAAGUACGCGAAGAAAGAGAACACGGGCAAGGUGGAACAGAUUAAGGUGCGCUGGGCCACCGCAGGUCGGGACCACAAGACGUUCCCCGGCUCGACGAUCUUGACCAACGACAACAUCGGUGCGGCGCUGGCGCUCAUUGAGAAGUCAGGCGUGGGCAAGGACGUUCUGGAGGUCAAGCUGCAGGCUGCGCCGCCCAAGGAAGAGGAAAAGAAGGAGAAAGCUCUCCCAGACCGCACUAAGUAAUCCCGAGUCGGUCCUGCACGACGGAAUGUAUGAUGACCU
Molecule: messenger RNA, 489 nt
Organism: Aplosporella prunicola CBS 121167
Lineage: Eukaryota; Fungi; Ascomycota; Dothideomycetes; Botryosphaeriales; Aplosporellaceae
Exons: 2
Coding region: 61-450 (129 amino acids)
Source: RefSeq, a predicted model, not a curated record